Molecule: messenger RNA, 2560 nt
Organism: Ooceraea biroi (clonal raider ant)
Lineage: Eukaryota; Metazoa; Arthropoda; Insecta; Hymenoptera; Formicidae
Product: zinc finger BED domain-containing protein 1
Molecular function (GO): protein dimerization activity; DNA binding
Source: RefSeq, a predicted model, not a curated record
CGGCUGAAACACUGCCCGCGAACACGUGUCGCGCGUAUUCGCGGGUAAAUUCGUCAGAAGUGGCGAACAUGCCGUUUAGGAUAGAUGUGAGGAUAGAUUCGUUAAGUGUAUCACUGCAAGUAUACCAAGGUUAAGGAUAAAUUCGUGCACGCGUCUUCAAUCCGUCAUGGACAAGCCGGGAGUGCCGGGACCGAGCGGAACGAGAUACACCAAUCCGGUGUCUGUUGGACAUAAAAGCAAAUAUUGGGUACACUUCCGAUUUCUAACAGAUGAAAAAGAUGAAAUAAAGAAAGAUGUAGUUAUAUGCAACUUAUGCGAGAUGCGACUUGCAUACACUCGUCACAUAAAUACUUUGUCCAAUCAUCUCAAACAUAAUCAUGUUAAAGAGAUGCUCCUGCUAGAAAAUUCAGCCGGCAGCCCGAACGUCUACCAGGAGCUAGAGUCGAAUCCACCUCACGAGCGCAAGGCUCAGAAGAGAUCGCGCGAGGCAAGUUUGAACCCAACGAAACACACCACCAAUGUGGACGGCACGGGAGAUGGUAACCUACAACUCGUCGCGGAUCUUGCAUUGUCAAUGGACGAUAUCACUAUCCGUCGGCCGUUGAACCUAAGUGAUGAUUCAGAUAACAACACGAUGAAUCAAUUGAACAUCGAUGGCACCCCGUCGGACGCUGUUAUAGAGUUCAUCAUAAUGGAUCUGCAAUUACCAGAGAGUACAGAGGAUCAUGGAUUUCAGAGGAUUGUAGCUAACUUGCGCCCACCCUGUGCAAUCCCCAGCGCGAAAACAUUAGAGGAGGAGAUAAUACCAAGGAUAUACGAGACCUUCCGUGUGUCUGUGAAAGCGUCGUUGUCCUGCAUCACGUCCGAACUGGCAUUGACGUUUGAAGAAUGGAUAUCAAACAACACUGGCAGUUACGUUACAAUAUCAGCUUAUUAUCUGAAAAUCGAGGAAGCGAAAUUGGAGCGUAAGAUUUUGACCACUAUUCUCACACAAUCGGAUUGGAAGGAGAAACAUUGGAGAAAUAUGAUAGAUAUUCUGUUACGCGAGUGGGAUCUGAACAUCGAGAAGGUAACAGCAGUAGUGGUCAGCAGUUCAAGCACGGAAUUAAUCAAGGCGUUGAUUAAUCACAGUUUGACUGUUGUGCCCUGCUUGCUCCAUACUCUACAAGUAUAUGGGCAAGCUUGCUUCGAUAAUCCAGAUGUGGCCCAGAUAUUGACCAAAUGUAGAUCUGUGAUUAAAACUAUUACAAGUCAUCAAGGAAUAUAUGCAGCACUGCAGGAACAAUCGUCAGCGUUGAAAGAAAAUGCUAUAUUGGUGGAUGAUUAUCCUGGCGUAUGGAUCUCUACAUACAACAUGCUGGAACAAAUGGUGCUACAUCGCACACUUAUCACCUCUAUAUUAGAAAACAUGGAAGGAAUGGAUCAAGAAUUGAAUCAAGAAUGGAUCGAGAUUACCAACGACCAGUGGAAAAUUAUAGACGAUCUGAUGAGUAUUCUUAAACCAUUGCAAGACACCAUUAUGACUCUCAAUGAGGAGGAGAGAAUACCACAGGUGUCGGUAUUGAUGCCAUUACUUCAGCGACUUGUGUCUUCACAUCUCAUAGUGCAAGAAUCCGACAGCGAGACUGCCAAGUCUUUCAAGGAAUCUCUGUCGGAUAUGUUAUAUAAGCGAUAUGAGGACGGCAACGUUACACUAUUUCUACAAAUUGCAACAACUUUGGAUCCCAGAUUUAAAUCAAUUUCAUACCGUCACCGUCAAGUCACCGAGGAAGAAAGCAUAGUUAGUGUUCCACUAAAGAAGAUGCUUACGAAAAUAAUUCAGAAGCAAUCUGAGAUUACAAUAAAUAUAAUGCCACCAGAAGAGGAUAUGCCACCAAGCACGAAAAGAAGUAAGCUUUUAAUUAACGACACCGAGUGCGCUGCAACGAGGGAGAUGUCCGCAGAAGCGAAAGCGAUUCUCGAACUUCUACUCUAUCAAUCGGAAGCCAUGACUGCUAAUAGUUCCCCGUUGCAAUGGUGGCUUCAAACGUGCGCGAAAUGCCCAAACCUGACUAAGUUGGCGAAGAAAUAUUCGUGCGUGCCCGCGUGUUGCGCACCGCCAAUACGACUUCCGCAAAUGCGAUACUAUGCGAGGCGAGCGGCAUUACCGCAUCGCUUGAUUGACAAGUUACUCUUUUUGCACGGCAAUUAUACAGUGUGAGGCACAAACGACAGAUCCUUCCUUGAACUCUGUUAAGAACUUCAACCUUGGACUAGAAUGAAUUCAUGUAGGAGGAGGAACGAGGAUGUACUGGCGGAAGUCUUGGAUCUGUUUCUCCUGCCGAAUUACAGCGUUGUCUCAAACAUCUAUUUGGAUCAUCUGUUGAGUCACAUUGCGGAGAACACGAAAGAUUAAUGUAAGAAGAUUUGGUCGUCGAGCGCUUUGAUGUAUCAUUUCGUCACACGCUACAUCAAACAUUGCUUCGUUUAUGUAAUGUAAUCUUAUAAAUUUGUAAAAAUAACAAAGCCGCUGUUCGAAAAAAUCACGUAAAUUUGAAAUACAAAUCAAUAUAUAUCCUUA